AUGAAUUUUUUACAAAUUAUAAUAUUUUUAGUAGCACUUAAAUCCACAUUUUGUGGAAGUCCAGAAGCUUAUUUGACAUUUUGCCGCAAAUAUUUUGACAUUUUUGACUCAAAUUUGAGGUAUUUUGAGUCGUCGUGCUUUGUGGACAUAACAGUCAAUUGGGAUACAGCAAAGAGGAUCUGUGAAGCCAACAAUAUGAUUUUAAUGCCAAAUAUCAACGUUGCUGUUCAGGACAGUAUUCUUAGAACAUCAAGUCAAAUUUAUGGCACAGAUCGUCCAAAAACAAUUUGGAUAAAUGGCAAUAAAGCAGUUACUGGGAACUGGACGAUCUAUACAGGCACAAAUUCACAAAGAUAUCAAUGGUCUGGUCGUCUGGCGUGGGCUAAUUCAACAGCUCAAAACUUAGGAAACUGCAUGACAGUAACAAACAGCAAUGGACAAUUUAAAAUAUCAAGCAGUGACUGCCAAAGUGAAUAUUCAUUUAUUUGUAGUUUUAACAGAACAAUUAUUUAG
Chironomus riparius is the source of this 513-nucleotide messenger RNA. The record is from the annotation of a GenBank genome assembly. NCBI's taxonomy places the organism in Eukaryota, Metazoa, Arthropoda, Insecta, Diptera, Chironomidae.